AUGACCCAUUCCUGCUGCUCCCCUUGCUGUCAACCUACCUGCUGCAGGACCACCUAUUGCAGGACCACCUGCUGCCAGCCCACCUGCUAUGAGCCCAGCUGCUGUCAGUCCUGCUGCCCCGCAACUUGCUGUCAAACUAUCUGUUGCAGGACCACCUGCUGCAGACCUACUUGUGUGACCACCUGCUGUCAGCCCACCUGUGGUGGGUCCAGCUGCUGCCAGGCUUACUGUCGCCCUGCCUGCUGUCAGACCACCUGCUGCAGGACCACCUGCCUCAAGCCUACUUGUGUGACCACCUGCUGUCAGCCCACCUGCUGCCAGCCCUCCUGCCCCCAAACUUGCUGUCAAACUACUGAAACCACCUGCUGCAAGCCUACUUGUGUGACCACCUGCUGCCAGCCCACCUGCUGUGGAUCCAGCAGCUGUGGACAAACCUGCAGUGGGUCCAGCUGCUGCCAGCCUUGCAGCCGCCCUGUCUGCUGUCAGACCACCUGCUGCAGGACCACCUGCUGCAAACCUGCUUGUGUGACCACCUGCUGUCAGCCCACCUGUGUGUCCACCUGCUGCCAGCCUUCCUGCUGCUGA
This is a messenger RNA of Rangifer tarandus platyrhynchus (Svalbard reindeer), 585 nucleotides long. NCBI's taxonomy places the organism in Eukaryota, Metazoa, Chordata, Mammalia, Artiodactyla, Cervidae. The record is from the annotation of a GenBank genome assembly.